This is a messenger RNA of Gryllus bimaculatus (two-spotted cricket), 3031 nucleotides long. NCBI's taxonomy places the organism in Eukaryota, Metazoa, Arthropoda, Insecta, Orthoptera, Gryllidae. The record is from the annotation of a GenBank genome assembly.
CGACAGACGAGCGCUAGCCAGUGCGCUGCCCGUCACGUCCGCGCCUCUCGCAGCCGAAGCCCGACUCUCGACUCUCGCUCCGCUCCCGCCCGCCGGCCGCCCGCUACCUCCGGCGAGACACGAUGACCGCCUCCAUAUGGUCGCGCUACGAAGCGCUGCACUUGGCACGUCACAGCAGGCAGUUACUGAAACCUGCCGAAGUAUCUGUUUCAAAUUGGUCUCCACUGAAGAAAGUACUCUUUAAUACAUCAAAGGAGAUGCCGUGUCCAUUUAUGACCCGUCUGUCACCAUCUUAUAUCUGUAACUAUGGUACUGCACUUCUCAAAACUUAUGGACAAUAUUGCCCCAUAAUGUCUCGUCUCACAAGCACACUUACAUCUGCUGACUCAAAUGAAGAAGCAAUUGAUGCAGUAAAGAAGUGCCCAUUUCUUGCUGGGGUCACCCCAUUGGUGAAAGAAGCUAGCAAGGAGAUGCAAGAUGACAUAAUAGAUCUCUCGCCACCUGCUGAGAAAGUGCCAAGGCUUAUUGGUCCAACUCAGGUUGAAACUAUGCAACAUUCUCCAAAGAUGAAGGAUUCUGUUGAAACAACUAGGCCUAAAGGAGAAUCGUUCCCAUAUGAAGAUUUUUUCCAUGAGCAGAUUAUGCGGAAGAAACGGGACCAUUCCUACCGUGUGUUUAAAAAAGUUAAUAGACUUGCAGCUGAUUUUCCAGCAGCUCUUGAGUAUAGCUGGGGAGAACGCCCUAUCACUGUUUGGUGUUCUAAUGAUUAUUUGGGUAUGUCAUGCCAUCCUGAAGUGAAGAAUGCUGUGAGGCAAGCUCUUGAUAAUUAUGGUGCUGGGGCUGGAGGAACCCGAAACAUCUCAGGAAAUUCUGUCUUCCAUGAAAAACUUGAAGCUGAGUUAGCAGAUUUACACCAUAAAGAUGCUGCUCUUCUUUUCACUUCAUGUUUUGUUGCUAAUGAUUCAACACUGUUCACCCUUGCAAAAGCUCUUCCAGGUUGUCAUAUAUUUUCUGACGCUGGCAAUCAUGCGUCAAUGAUUCAAGGAAUUAGAAAUAGCCAAGUACCCAAACAUAUUUUUCGACAUAAUGAUGUGAACCAUUUGGAAGAAAUGCUAUCCAGAGUGGAUAAUAAUAUUCCAAAAAUUGUUGCAUUUGAAACGGUUCAUUCCAUGACGGGUGCUGUAUGUCCACUUGAAGAGAUGUGUAAAGUUGCGCACAAAUAUGGGGCUCUUACAUUUGUGGAUGAAGUUCAUGCAGUUGGAUUGUAUGGAGAUCAUGGUGCAGGCAUUGGAGAACGAGAUGGUCAACUUCAUAAUAUGGAUAUCAUUUCUGGCACACUGGGUAAAGCAUUUGGAAAUGUUGGAGGAUAUAUAGCUAGUACGACAAAGCUGGUGGAUAUGAUUCGCAGUUAUGCUGCAGGAUUUAUUUUUACAACCUCAUUGCCACCUACUGUUCUCUCAGGAGCCUUAAAAUCUGUCCAAAUAUUAAGAUCAAGUGAAGGUCAAAAUCUUCGGAAAACACAUCAAGAAAAUGUGAGGUAUUUGCGUCAAAAGCUACUAGAUGCUGGCUUACCAGUUGAGAAGACACCAUCACAUAUCAUUCCCAUAAAGAUUGGAAAUCCUCUGCACUGUUCUCAAAUCUCAGAUAUGUUACUAAGAACUCAUGGCCAUUACAUACAAAGCAUUAACUAUCCUACAGUACCUGUAGGAGAAGAGAAGUUACGUCUCGCCCCCACGCCGCAUCACACAAAACCAAUGAUGAAUAAACUUGUAAACGACAUGCUCGAUUCUUUACUCCUUAUUAAGGCAUAUGAAUUUGGUGAAUGCAUGUCAUACAACAUUUGUAAUAAAAAUAAAUACUUGGAAGUUAUAUUUUUAAUGAAAAAACAUACUUUUUUUUCAAUCAUCAGGCUCAGCAUCAAUUAUUUAUUCUUGUGUGGACAAGAUUAUCUCAGUCUGGUAUUGGUGUGUGGUGGCACUCCAACAUGGCAUUCAGCAGCAUUGCUUCAACAAUCAUGUGAAUCUACAAGAUGUAGUAUAGAUAUUCUUAACCGCAUACGUAUAAAUGUAAAAUAAAAAUGUAAAUUAAAUAGCUAAGCUAUCAUGAAAUCAAUGUUUUUAUUCCACAUACAAUUAAACCCUUGAAGUCCAGUUACUCGGAGUUAAACUGAUUUGGACUGUUCAUAUAAGUAUAAAAGUUCAGAAAGUUCAAUGUCAUAUUAUGCAAACAAAAAUUACUCAUUAAAAACAAUUUACCAGUUUAUGUCUUAAAAAACUAACUAUUGAAGAAUCAAUUGCAUUAAUAAUAAAAUCUUAAUUUUCAAUCAUGGUGUAGAGUAGGUUUGGAAACGUUUGAGCACAAUUUGUGCAAUGUUUGUAAAUUCAUAAAGGUUGCAAUGAAAAUGAACUUUUUACCAUUUUAUUAGAGCACUGUUCUCUAUUCAAGCAAAACAUAUAAAGAUAGACUUGCAGCUGUUUAUUAGAAAAUGUUUAAAAUGUAUGAGCUUCAUGACAAAUACCUCGAAACUGAAAUAUCCAUUUCAAAUUCGCAGAGCCUUGUGGGGGAGAAUAAGGACAAAAAAAUCAAUUUUUAAUUUUUAUUCCCAUAGUAUUCCCUAAACCAUAAGGUGUUUAGUGCAAUGCUGGAAUUUUGUGCCAAUCAGGUUGAGGAAAGACCUAAAUUUAAAUUACAUUCCAGCACAGCAUCAAAAUGUAAACUUGAUGAAGGUAUGUGAAAUGAAGAUGGAGAAGAGAAUAUUGGCAAUGGUUUUAGAAUAAUAGAAUUUUGUAAAUCUAUUCUUAGUAAAUAUUGUUAUUGUGUAAAGAACAAUAAAGAAACUAUAUUUAGGGAAUAAUGGUAAAAGAAUAAAAUACAAGUUUUGAUGAAGGGAACUCUCCAGGAAUGAUUAAUGAAGAAACGACUCUUCAUUCCCAUGCAAUUACAGUAAAACUUCACUAAUACGUUUUUCAGGGGACUGAAGGGAGAAAAAUGAAUAAGUGAGAAAAACACCCCUGAAAUUUAUUAUUAUGAG